CCCUCCCUUCCCUUCCCCGUGCGCGCCCACUGCUGAUUUGCUUAUUUCCCUGCAACACUUCUCGUCUCGGAAACUGCUGUCACCUGACUGCGACCUCGGAGUGUCAUCCUCGGGGACCUCGACCUCAACCUUCGAAGAGUCGUUGAACCCGGUUGCAGGUUACAGCUCAGCUCCUACCACCAUCUGCCCAACCCCCCAACCCACACCUCACCUCACACCACACCUCACACCACACCCCCCGUCUUGCAUCUACCACCCUCCCCCAAACAAAGCUCUAUCCACUCUCAUCCACUCCUCCCCCACGACGUCCAAGCUUUCGGGAUCACUGCUGGCAUUCCUCAUCCCCCAGGGCCAUGGCCCCGAAAGAGGACAUGCUGCCCCCGGGCUGGGAUGAUCUAGACAGGUAUGUUGAUCACCUUCUUCCGGAGCUUUUCUGCACUUUUGCGCUGUACCAUCCACCGCCCAUGCCCACCUCAUUCUCAUGGCCCUGUGGAACCCCAGCACGCCUGACGGGCCAUUCAAACGAUUUCCUCUUCGGGAUGUUUCUCAACACCUGAAUCGAAUGCGACAACGUGCAGGAUCAUGCUAACUAGCCAUGUGGCAAUCCCAGGCAAAUGGGCCAGCUCUUUAUGAUGGGCUUUGAUGGUACCUCAGUGAGCCCUCAGAUCCGCUCUCUCAUCGAAGACUACCACUUGGGCUCUGUCCUGCUGUCUGCUAAGAAUUUGAAAUCUGCCGAGGAGGCCACCCGACUGGUCCUCGAAUUGCAGACCAUUGCUCGAGAUGCUGGUCAUCUAGUGCCCCUGCUUAUUGUACUCGACCAAGAGAAUGGCGGCGUAAACAGUUUAUACGAUGAGAUAUACAUUCGCCAAUUCCCCAGUGCCAUGGGCAUCGCCGCGACGGGGUCGAAAGCGUUGGCGCAUGAGGUUGCAGUGGCAACUGCUCAGGAACUAAAGGCAGUCGGUGUCAAUUGGAUUCUCGGUCCCGUUCUGGAUGUAUUAACGAACGUACGGAAUCAACCCUUGGGUGUGCGCACCUCUGGUGAUGAUCCGCAGGAAGUGUCGCAGUACGGAGUACAGUUCAUGAAGGGCUAUCAAGAAGCAGGGCUUGCGACCUGCGGCAAACAUUUCCCUUCGUAUGGAAACCUCGAAUUUCUUGGAUCGCACACCGACGUACCCAUCAUCACCGAAUCGCUUGAACAAUUAAGUCUCACCGCGCUGGUCCCUUUUCGUAAUGCCAUCAUGCAGGGCCUGGAUGCCAUGAUGGUUGGUGGCGUGUCCAUGUCAUCAGCUGGCAUGAAUGUCAUGCACGCCUGUCUCAGUGACCAGGUGGUGGACGAGCUUCUCCGAAAGGACUUGAAGUUUCAGGGCGUCGUGGUAUCGGAGUGUUUGGAGAUGGAGGCCCUCACCCACAACAUUGGUGUUGGCGGUGGGACAGUCAUGGCGAAGAAUGCUGGUUGCGAUGUCAUCCUGCUGUGUCGGUCAUUCCCCGUGCAGCAAGAGGCAAUCAACGGAUUAAAGUUGGGCGUGGAAAACGGCAUUAUUGGUCGACCUCGAAUCGAGCAAUCGCUACGUCGCGUCUUGAAUUUGAAGGCGCGAUGCACGUCCUGGGAACAGGCGCUGAACCCGCCGGGUCUUCCUUCACUCACACAAAUGCAGCCAUCACAUACUAACCUCUCCACGCGUGCCUACAAUAGCUCGAUCACCGUGAUGCGCGACAAGAAUAAUUUGCUGCCUCUUUCCAAUAUGAUCGAUGCAAGCGAGGAGCUCUUGCUUUUGACACCCUUGGUCAAGCCUCUGGCUGCUUCGGCAGUGUCCUUAUCCGCAAACGAUACCACUCACGGACCUACCAUGGAUCAAACGGCGAUCGAACGCUCUGCUUCCGUUAUGAGCGGCGAAAGUGUUUUUAAAGAACUAGGGCGGUCUCUCUCACGGCAAAGGAGCGGCCGUGUUCUUCAUACUUCGUAUACACACAAUGGCGUCCGGCCUAUCCACGAGGACCUCAUCGAACGAGCCAGCGCAGUUAUCGUGGUUACGGCCGACGCCAAUCGGAACUUAUACCAGCAGGCUUUUGCCAAGCAUGUCUCUUUGAUAUGCCAGAAUCAGUUUUCCGCCACGGGCGAGCGCUGCGAGAAACCCCUGAUUGUGGUCGCAGUCAGCUCUCCAUACGACUUUGCGAUGGAUUCUUCGAUCGGUACCUAUGUGUGCACCUAUGAUUUCACAGAGACCGCGCUCCAGGCCCUAGUCAAGGUGCUUUAUGGUGACUUGGCACCCUCGGGAAGCUUACCCGGUUCAAUUAGCCGGAGUCAGAAAAUCCAUCAAUCGCGCCAGCACUGGCUCGUAGAGAAUUGGAACGAGGAGCGGGAUGCUAACGGUCUAGAUGCGCUACUCGACGCUGUUCGGGAUGACUGUGCACAAGGGCAGCGCUCCGAGCUCCUUGGUGCUACCUCCAGCAGCUUUCUCCUGCGCAAGGAAGAUAUCGACGAGGCGCACUUUGUGGUUCGCAAUAGCAGUACACAGGCCCUCUACGGUUUUUGUGCGACUUACUUCUUUCGAUCCACCGGCACGGGCGUCAUAGGAUGUUUGAUCGUUGACCCGUCACGUCGCAAGCUGUCCAUCGGGCACUCGCUCCACAGCCGUGCUAUUCGUAACCUGCUUCAACGGAAAGGUAUGAAGCGAUUCCAGCUCGGUUCCAGGCUACCUGGUAUCUAUCUCGGAAUCCCUACUGCCAGUCAUGUUGAGCGCAAGCGACUGCGACAGUGGUUUGCCAAUUUGGGCUGGAAUACAUCGCUCUCACGCCCCGUCUGCAGUGUAAUCCUGCGCAAUCUUUCUACCUGGACGCCGCCCGACGGCCUCACCGUGACGCUGCAGAAUGCCGAUGUUAUCUACGACCUCGUCUACGGGUGGGACUAUGCCCGUGCUAUUCUUGACCACAUCAAGACCAACGCCCGGCAGGGUGUUGCCGACAUUUAUCGGAUUGCUCUGGGGGGCGCACCCAAUUGCGGUAUCAUCCGCGCCAAGCGGUCUACCGACGAUAUGAUUCUCGGUAGUAUCGUUGUCUACAAUGAGCGAUCUGCGUUGGCAGAACAUAUGCCCGCUCUGCGUGCUACUCAGACUACUGUCGGGGGUAUCUCCUCGCCGGUCAUCUCGCCCGUUGCGGAUGAUUACUCCACCGUUAUGCAGGGGUUGAUUCUGCUGGCUAUCAAGCAGAUUCGCAAACUGAAUGCCAAUGCGGUGGUGAUGGACUGUGUAUGUUGAAGUGUCCUUUUUCUUUUUCCUCUUCAUGAAAGCCUUGCUAACGUUUGCAUACUACUUUCUAGGUUGACGGUGACGGCAACUUUGACUGUCUGUCUUCGAUGGGGUUCAGCAUGCUGCACAACUUCGAGGAGGUCAACUGCGAUGCAGCCACCUGGACGAUGAUGCAUCCGCCAUAGGGCGGGCACUGGCUCGCGACUCUUUCUUUCUUUGACUUUUCAACCUCUUUUCUUCUUGGCCCGUGAGAUUUGUGUACUUGUUUGAUUCUCACCGUCUUUUUUUUUCGCAUUUAUGAUAUCCAUCUGGCAUUUGUUGGUUACGGGUUAUUGGUUUUAUUGGCUUACGGGGUUCGUUAUAUAAGGCCUCCCCUGGGGGCAACUGAGGGAACCAUGGGGGGGCUGAGGAUCGCGAGGCCUGCGAUGUUCGCAGGAUGCAGGUACCUAGGGCGCCUCGACUGGAGGCACUGAUUGGACUGGCUUUGGGAUUAGGACUUUUUUUUUUCUUUUUUUGUAUUCCCUCUUGGCCUUUUUCCCAGGCUUCCUUCUGCCCCUCGUGCAUAUGUGCAUAGUAUUAUCAGAUUUCCACGGGGCCACCCUUAGGGGGCGGUUCUCCAGCAGGGUGGGUAGGACAACGCGCCCCGUUCUAUACGGCGUCAUCCAGACCAAUCUUACAUCAUUUUUUUUCCCCUCUUGGG
This is a messenger RNA of Penicillium brasilianum, 3945 nucleotides long. The record is from the annotation of a GenBank genome assembly. NCBI's taxonomy places the organism in Eukaryota, Fungi, Ascomycota, Eurotiomycetes, Eurotiales, Aspergillaceae.